Molecule: messenger RNA, 8474 nt
Organism: Musca domestica (house fly)
Lineage: Eukaryota; Metazoa; Arthropoda; Insecta; Diptera; Muscidae
Product: serine/threonine-protein kinase tousled-like 2
Exons: 9
Coding region: 1325-5512 (1395 amino acids)
Biological process (GO): peptidyl-serine phosphorylation; chromosome segregation; intracellular signal transduction
Cellular component (GO): nucleus
Molecular function (GO): ATP binding; protein serine/threonine kinase activity
Source: RefSeq, a predicted model, not a curated record
UGAUUGCUUUGUUGAUGGCUGGCUAGCAGCUAGCUAGCUGCUGCUGUUGGUUACGGUGUCUAAGGCACUGACUUAACAGCAACUACAACCACACAACAACAGUGCUAAAUGUUCCGACUUACAAACGUGACGUGUUUUUAAUUUUCGAGUGUUGUAUUUCUUCUUCUGCUUCUGCUUCUUCUUGCUGGUUUUUGUGUGCUCCCAAUUAUUGUGUGUUGUGUGAUACUAUAUUAUUACUACUACAACACAAUACAAAGAAACACACCGAACGUCGCGCACCGUCUAUCUCUAUGAGAAGAAAAAAAACCGAAGAGAAUAAUACAAAGCAAAUCAAAAUUGUUCAAAUAAAAGCAAAUACCUAGCUAUUCAACGGUGAAGAAGAAUGCCGAGUAUAGUAGUACAUACAAACAACAUACCCAGUUGUAGUACAUACAAAUGUGAAAAGAAACGCGAAAGAAGCAGAAAAAAAAUAAUAAGAAAUAAACAAAUUAACAUAGUGCAGUAUAUGGGGAAUACAAUACACACACAUGUACAUAGGUACAUCAUCAUAAGUAUAUAAAAAAAAGUUGUGUUUUUUUUUUCAUAUAUAUAUAAAAAAAUACAUACCUACAUAUGUAUAUAAUUUUGUACAUAGAGCAGCAAAAGCAAACCAAAUGAACGUCGUCGUUGCGGUCGUUUGUAUGUAUCAACAAAAAACAAGAACAAAAACGAAAACAACGACAACAACAGCUUUAAAAACGACCAGAAGGCAACAUAACAGCAGUGGUGGUGUCAACAGCAGCCGUAGCCGUAGCCAUAGCCGAGCAUUAUUAGCAGCUGUCAAUAAAGCCGGUCGUCGAAAAACAGCUGUUUUUAAUCCAACAUCAUCGUGGUGUGCUCGUGUGUAUGUGCGCUCGCCGUUCUCUCCCCACAACAAAAAGAAAAAAAUAACAAUAACAACAACAACGGCAUCAGCACUCUUUGAAAAUACUCAUACACUUAACAGCAUCAUCAAAUAAACAGAACCCAACAAGCAACGUAGUGGUGUUUACAGCAAAAGCAACAACAAAACACUCGGAGAAAAAUGCAUUUCAAAUAAAAAGGCAAAACAAAACAAAAGUGUAACCCCGAAGAAAAACCAAACAUAACAGUGCUCUGCUUGUUGUCUCUCGGUCUAACAGAAGAGCCAGAGAGCGUACGCGAGUGUGCCAGAAUAAAGUGUUAGUUUUUUUGUGAGUGAGAGAGAGAGAGAGAAAACUGUUAACGCUCUUCUCGUCUGUGCUCCGUGUGGUGUGUGUGCGUGUUUGUUGUGUUUCUCUCCAACAAAAGAACGAAAAAAACACCGAUGUCUCUCACUUUGCCAAUGUCGCUAAUUGAGACUUCAACAAUAACAGAAAGUUCAGCACAUCGAAAUUUUACCAAAUACCAAACAACAAAUCCUAUGGUUGUUAUACAAGCAACAACAACAACAGCCGGAGCCAACUCGAGCACAGUAUCUAGUAAAAGUUUAACAACAAAUAACAAUACAAGAACUACAACAAGUAAACGAACUCGCAAGAGAUCAACAACAGAUUUCACAGCUGCAGCAGCUGCUGCCGGUUUAAUAACAGCAACAACAACGGCAAAUGUCAAUUAUAUUAAUCCCCUAACAACAACUGCAACAAACAGUGGCAUUACUAGUGCUGCUGCCACCACAACCACCAAACGGAAUAGAAAGCAACACCAUAAUCAUCAUCAGCAGCAGCAGCAUCAGCAUCACCAGCAACAACAAAAUCUUUAUGUUCAGCAAAGAAUGUCCGCCGGCGCUCAAUUGCAGAUGGCCCCACAGACAUCGACGUCCAUAAGCCAUCAUACAACACAACAGCAACAACAUUUUGUUCAUAAUUCACAGCAGCAACAGCAAUCGCAGCAGGCACUUUUGUCACAGGUUCAACAACAACAGCCGCAAUUAAUACAGCAGCAGCAACAACAAUCACAACAACAACAGCAGCAGCAAUUACAAUUGCAGCAACAACACAUAACUCAUUACAGCCAAGCGCCCCAAACACUUGCCACAACUCCCCAUACACAUCUCCAACAACAUCACCACCUACAAACACCAACAUCGCAACAACAAACGGCUUCUCAACUGCAACAGCAGCAGCAGACACAUUCACAGCAUCUACUGCUGCAUCAGCAGCAACAGCACAGUGGUGGUGGCCACAGCAGUAAUCCUGACUCGAAUAUGAGCACUGGCUCUUCGCACAGUGAAAAAGAUGUUGUUAAUUCAGACAUGCUAAGUGCGCAGCAACAGUCAAGCGGUAUCUUGCAACAACAAAUCGGUAUUUUGCAACAUCAACAGCAGCAGCAGCAAACAAACGUAACAGUAUCAACAGCUGGAAACGGUAUGAUGAAUACCGGUGCCGGCGGUAUGGGUAUAUCAACAGAUCCAAACGCCAUGCAAACCACAAAUCAUCAUCUUCCACAUCAGCUAUCCCAUCAGCCACAGACAGUUGGCAGUGCUGGCGGUGGUGCUGGCAGUGCAGGCGGUGUCGUCGGUAGCACAAAUACUGGACGUAUGGAAAAGCUAUCACGCACGCCCACAGAACGAAAACGUAAACGGAAAAUAACCGCUUUGCAUACAGACGACAGUGGUGGUGCCGCUGGUGGAGGCGGUGGCGGCGGUCCUGGUGGCGGCAAUGGAGGUGCUCAACAGGAUCGUCUUCAAAUGCCAGGCUCCGGUGUUGGCUCUGGCGGUGGCAAGACACCUCGUCUCCUACCACCUGGUAGCGGAGGCUCCUUAGGCGAUAACAAAAAGAUCAAUGACUAUUUCAAUGCUAAGCACAGUGUACAGUCCACAGGAUCCACUAAUAGUCCUAUGAGGCAUACAGCUGGCGGCGGCUCCAAGAGUCCCUCAUCGGCUGGCCCGCAACAACAGCAGUCGCAGCAGCAACCUGGGCCCCAGGCCCAACAAGUGCCAACAUCUGUAGGCGGCGGUAAUAGCACGUAUCCCAUGUAUCCACCUAGUCCACAGCAACCACAAAUUUCAGCACCAGGCGGUAUGCCGCCAACACCUACGUCACAACCCCCGCCUCCAGAUUUCCAUUACAGUAGUGUAGCGGCUGCCAACUCGGUAACGGGUAAGCAGCAGAGACAACAGCAAACUUCCAAUGCAAUGGUUCCUCCGCAAUCACCCCUUGUUGGAGUGGGCGGUAAUGUUGGUCUAAUAUCGUCCUCCCACAUGGUACACAAUCAAGCUGCGGGUGGUUCCUUGAUGGGUGGUGCACCAACAGCUGGCGCCGGUGGUGGUGCGGGUACUGGGCCUCCUCCUCCACCGUUGCCACAGCAGCAACAACAGCAAACUCUUCAACUUCCCGCCUCUUCCGUCGUUGCCACAAACGUGCAACAGACAAUGACAACCUCGCAGCAACAACAAAUGGCCGCUGUAGCGGCCGCCCAACUCAAUUCACUGCAACAUGCCGGCAUGCUCACCAACAAUCCAGGUGGUGUACCACAAACCGUUGGCGUUAGUGGAGCGCCACAGCCACAACCCUCGACAACGAUGGUUACCAAAGGAACUCAAACCGAUCUCUCCCAACACGACAUGCAAGAACGUGAGUCGGAGAGUGAAUCCAGCAAAUCAAAAUUGGAUGAGAUGACAAGACUGUCUGAUGAACAAAAAUGUCAAAUUAUUGCUCAUCAAAAACUAAUCGAUCAACACAAAUCCCACAUAGCCAAGUGUAUUGAUGUGGUCAAGAAGCUGCUUAAGGAGAAAUCCAGCAUUGAGAAGAAGGAGGCUCGCCAGAAGUGCAUGCAGAACCGACUGCGGCUGGGCCAGUUCGUUACACAGCGUGUAGGUGCUACAUUCCAGGAAAACUGGACCGACGGCUAUGCCUUCCAGGAGUUGAAUCGACGACAAGAAGAAAUCUCCGCUGAACGUGAGGAAAUCGAUCGUCAAAAGAAGCAACUAAUGAAGAAACGGCCUGCCGAAUCUGGUCGCAAGCGUAACAAUAAUAGCCAGCAGAAUUCCAAUUCCAAUGAUUCCUCCAACAUGAACGCAGGAUGUGAUCGUCUAUCGGGCAACGAUAGCGGCAUCAGUGGCGUCUCCUCGGCAACUGGCGGAGGUGGCGGCAGUGGUCGUGGUCUAUCGCGAUCAAAUUCGACACAAGCUCAAAACCAACUGUUACACAAUGGCGGCAGUGGUACCAGCGGUACUGGCAUGGGUUCUGAUCGUUUAUCGGAUCGUGGUGGUGGCGGUGGUUCGGGACGAGGAGACAAUUCUGGCAGUGGUUCCGAUUCAGCAACGUUCCUUAAACCUGAUCCCGUAUCAGGCGUCUACACCGCUCAAGAAUACUACGAAUACGAUGAGAUUCUUAAGUUACGCCAAAACGCUCUCAAAAAAGAAGAUGCCGAUCUCCAGUUGGAAAUGGAAAAACUGGAGCGUGAACGUAAUUUGCAUAUACGUGAAUUGAAACGUAUCUUGAAUGAAGACCAGUCCCGCUUCAAUAAUCACCCAGUAUUGAAUGACCGUUAUCUACUGCUGAUGCUCUUGGGAAAAGGCGGUUUCUCUGAAGUCCAUAAGGCAUUUGAUUUGAAGGAACAACGCUAUGUUGCAUGUAAAGUUCAUCAGCUGAAUAAGGACUGGAAAGAAGAUAAGAAGGCCAAUUAUAUCAAGCAUGCUUUAAGAGAAUACAACAUUCACAAGGCCCUUGAUCAUCCCAGAGUGGUUAAAUUAUAUGAUGUCUUUGAAAUCGAUGCGAACUCGUUCUGUACAGUUUUAGAAUAUUGUGAUGGUCAUGAUUUAGAUUUCUAUCUAAAGCAACACAAAACGAUACCAGAACGUGAAGCACGUUCCAUUAUAAUGCAGGUUGUUUCUGCUUUAAAAUAUUUGAAUGAGAUUAAACCACCGGUUAUCCACUACGAUUUGAAACCGGGUAAUAUUCUAUUGACCGAGGGCAAUGUGUGCGGCGAAAUCAAAAUAACAGAUUUUGGUUUAUCCAAAGUUAUGGAUGAUGAAAAUUACAAUCCUGAUCAUGGCAUGGAUCUGACAUCGCAGGGAGCAGGAACAUAUUGGUACUUGCCUCCCGAAUGUUUUGUUGUGGGUAAAAAUCCACCAAAAAUCUCAUCUAAAGUCGAUGUAUGGAGCGUGGGUGUAAUUUUCUAUCAAUGUUUAUAUGGCAAGAAACCAUUUGGCCAUAAUCAAUCUCAAGCCACCAUAUUAGAGGAGAAUACCAUAUUGAAAGCCACAGAAGUACAAUUCUCCACAAAACCAACAGUAUCCAAUGAAGCAAAGAGUUUUAUUAGAGGAUGUUUGGCUUAUCGCAAAGAAGAUCGCAUGGAUGUAUUUGCGCUGGCGCGGCACGAAUACAUACAACCUCCCAUUCCAAAGCAUGGCCGUGGCCAAUCGCUGACACAGCAACAGCAGCAACAACAGCAGCAGCAGCAACAACAACAGCAGCAACAGCAAUCAUCAGGUAAUCAAGCCAAUUCUGCCGGACAGACUUCUUUCUCAGCGGGCAUGUUUGGCAAUUUGAAUCAAUCGAGUUCGUCCUAGCUGCACACUAAACGUAAUUCCAAUUCAUAAUUGUUAAAGUUAAUACAAAGUAAUAGCACUAAUAUCAAUCAUAACCACAACAACAACAACCACAAUAUUGGCCACAACAAUCAUCACCAACAUCAAUAUCAGCAACAACAAGCAGCAUUACAGCCGGAUCAUCAUAGUACCAACAACAACAACAGUAAUAAUAAUAAUAAUCAUAAACAACAUCAUGUUAGACAUCAAAAUCAACAUAGCUUAAUAAAUCAGAAUCUGAAUAUAAACCAUCAUUCUGCUCCAAGAAUGUCGUCUCAUCACAAUAUAAUAAACCAACAACAACAGCAGCAGCAGCCACAACAACAUCAUCAUCACCAUCAUACAAGAAGAACGAAUGCCACAGCAGCUAGCUCCUCUUCAUCCUCAACACCGCAUACAACAUCGACAACAAUGCUGCCCACCCCAACUACGACUGGUGGUGCAGUUAACAAUGGCAGCGGUGUUGGCGGCGGAUAUGUUGGCACAAGAAGUUUUCGCAGCCAGCAACAACAGCAGCAUUCUAUAACAACAAUGCAACAGCAAUGCCGUCAAAACAAACAACAACAGCAACAACAUAAAAUGCUAACAUUUUCUUAGGGAAAAAAGAGUCGAACAAAAGAAAAAAUACAACGCCGCUGAAAAUAAUCCCCCACUCGCCCCACGCCCCCGGCUCCCUCUUUCUUUCUCUGCAGAUUGAGAGAAGGAAAUUAACUUAAGAAAAACUUAUACACUGCCGUUUGCCAGAAUAGAUUUCAUCUUUCCCUACUUGAACAACAACAACAACAACAAAAAAUGCAUAGCGAAGCGUAAAAUUUAAGUUAAGUGUGGGGUGUUGUUAUAGAAAUCUUAGGCUAGCCACAGCCAGAGCAUUGGGUGUGGCUCGACUCGGCUCGGCUCUUGUGUGAGGGGUGGUGGUAGCUGGUGAUUUUUUUGUAAAGCCUUUGUGUAAUAAUUUACCUACACUUAAACAUGUCAUAAUUGUGUUUCAUUAUGCUUUAGAGUUCCCAAAAAGUCUCGCAUUUAAAAUCUAUUUCUCAAAACACUACGGCGGAUAUGAUUCCUUUCCUAUAUUCCUUUUGAUGAUUAUAACAAUACAAAAGUUAUAUUUUCGAACGUGUGUCUCCAAUUUCAUUUAGACUUAAAAUGAUGUAAUUUUAGAAAAACAUUCCAGUAUUGUUUACUAUCGCCUCCGCAUGAUUUUUUUUUUUCAAGUACCACGAUUUAAAUUUCCACUAUCCCCAAGUUGUCUGAACUCGUUGGUGAUGUUUCGCCGCCAGUUCAAUAUUUGUGGCACAUAAUGGAACUUUCGAUUUGAUAUAUUUUACGAAGCUGUCAAUAAAAUAGUUGAUUGUUUAAAUUCAAUUCUAAUACGGUAACUUCCAUAAAAAGAACUCGGGAAUUAAUUUCAGAAUUUUCAUAAAAAAUGACAUCAUUUUAUGACCCCAUUCUGUGUGUAAAUGAAAGGGGUUCAUUCCCAAAUUCGAUAAUGAAAAAAUUUGCCUAAAUUUUUUAUAAACCCCCAAGAUAUCGACUUUGUUGGGAAUUAGCUCUCUUAGACAACUAAAUUUCGUUUAAUUUAAAUUAAUUCUUGAUGACAGCAAUAUAUAGAUUUGUAUUUAUAUUUAACUAAAAUGAAAUUUAAGGCUUUUUGAUCAACCAGGCCACCACAUUCGCACAAAAAUUAUGGCGGAAAAAAAUUCUUUUGGACCCAAAGAAAAAACAUGGUGAUUCAUUUUUAACACACAUAAAACCAACCAACUGCGAAAGAAUUUUUUAAUUGUAAGUUAGAAACAAAAGAAGAAAACAAAAACAAAAUUUUUAGCCUACAAGGAUAAUGUGAAAGUUUUGAUGAAACGCAAAAAAAUAAGCAAGACAUUUAAUGAAAAUUUCUGUGGAUAAGAAAACUAAAGAAAAAGAAUAUAUACUUAGAAGAACCAGCAGCAAAAACAAAACUAAUUUAAAAAAAUAAAAUUGUUUAAGAAACUUUGUUAUGGAAAAAAGAAUGAAAAAUAAACUAAAAAAUAUUCUCUGAGAAAAAGUAUAUACAUAUAAAGAAAAAAAGAAAUAUGGAUGAGCAAAAAUUAAGUUUAAAAACAAAACAAAAAAUAGUAAUGGUAAAUUUAAGCCUACCUUUUAAAAAUAAUUAAUUAUAAACACACACAUAUAUAAUAUAAUUAUUAUAAUCUUUAGAUAUAAUAUAUGAAAGAAAACAAAACAAAAAAUAUGGCAACAAACAUCCGUUUAAGAAAAACUGCUUAGAAAAAUCCCCCGAAAAACAAAAACAAACAAGCAAAACUGUUAAGAAACAACACAAAUUACAAGACAAGAAAUACAAACAAACCACAUUCUCUCCUUCUCUUAACAUAAUUAUCUAAAUUAUAACAGAAAAUUAUAAUGAAAAAAAUAAAAACCACAAUCAAAAAUACAACUUUUCUAUCAACACGACCCUCUUUCCCCUAUUAUCCCCCCAGACCUCCCCCUCUAAACUCCUUCCAGAAAUGGCAGUAGGUUUCGUUUUAACUUUGGCUAGCUUUUAAUACCCUGCACGGCAGGGCAUUGAAGCUAGUGAGAGUGAGUGAUAAAUGCACCGCAGAAAUUUUAUAAAUUAUUUUUUUUUAUUAUUGAACUAGUAUGUUCAAUUCACAUUUACUAUUAUUAUUAUAAAUUAAAAUUAUGAUUUUUUUAUUUUUAUUUCUUAUACUUAUUAUUAUUAUUAUUAUUAUAAUUCAUGUAAACGUUAUAUUUUAAGUUUCUAAACGAAUAGAAUGUUUUUAAUUGUAAUUUAGAAUUUUAUUCCCUUCCCCUAAGAGAAAAAACAGAAAGAAAACAACUGCAAACGAAAAAAGGUAGAAAAAAAGAAACAAUGAAUAUAAGUCCUAAAACAUUACACUAUACUAUUACUAAGUGAUUUAUAAAAAAAGAAAACAAAAAAAAAAAAAAACAA